This is a messenger RNA of Onthophagus taurus, 948 nucleotides long. Its product is annotated as juvenile hormone acid O-methyltransferase-like. The record is from RefSeq and is a predicted model, not a curated record. Lineage: Eukaryota; Metazoa; Arthropoda; Insecta; Coleoptera; Scarabaeidae.
GAUACGACAAUGACCUUCAACCGAAUCGCUCGAAGCAGCUCGAUUUGAGAUUAAUUCGUAGUACAGUAAAUAUCGUUUCGUUAGAAUCAUGCAAAAUCCGGCAGAUUUUUCCAAAUACAAUCCUAAUACGUUGUAUCAAACGCAACAUUUUUUGCGAAAAUAUCAAGAUGCGUUAAAAUGGAAUGAAAACGAAAACGUUCUCGAAGUUGGAUGUGCUAGUGGAACUAUUACAACUCAAGUUUUGUAUCCGUAUUUAAAGGAGAAGAAGAUAAAUAAUUUAUUAGCCGUAGAUAUUUCUGCAGCGGCAAUUGAAGUUGCUAAAGCGACGAAUAAUAAUUCAAAAAUUCUUUUUGAUGAAAUGAAUUUUGGUGAUUUGAAUCAAGGUGAUUUGUACAAAGAGAGCUUUGAUAAAAUUUUUGCGUUUUAUUGCUUCCAUUUGGUUAAACCUGCAGAGGUAUGGCCCAAGAAUGCAUAUAAAAUGUUAAAAACGGGGGGACAAGUCUUUGGUAUAGUCGUCAAUUCUCCAAAUUUAAUUACAGAUGUAAUUAAUGACCAGACAGCUGAUAAAUCAGCUCCAUGGAAUUCGCAUAUUCAAAAUAGACCAAAUCCUUUUAAUUUUGUCGGGUCAAACCCAGUACAGGUAAUCACAAAUAUUUUAAGCGAAGCUGGGUUUACGGUUGACUCAAUUGCAAGAGAAGAUGCAACGAAUAGUUUUGAGAAAAAAGAAAACAUGAUAAAAACAGCUUCAAGCUUCAGUUUAUUUUCGCAAUAUGUACCCCCAGAAAUGAAAGACGAUUACUUAGCGGAUUUCUUGCGUAGAAUAUUUGAUCGAUUGAAAAUUGAUGAAAAAGGUUAUCAUUAUACCCUGGAAGUUGUUUGUUUUAUAGCAACUAAAAAAUAGAUUUUGUAACUUUUUAUUCAUAUUAAUAAAGAAGAUAUUUUAUACGA